UUCAGUCUGUCGACAACUAAUUUUAAGAAUGACGCUAUUUCUACAGUUUUCGUAGACCGCCGGUAAGAUUGCACGGCUUAAACGAUUUUCUAUUUAAUUGCACUUGAAUAACAUAAAUAUACAAAAAAAAACAUGUCGUAUUAUCAACAACGGAAUGUCGGACCGCUACCUCCUCCAGCAUUAGCAUCAGACAAGCUACGUCUGUACCAUGUGGACAUGAAUCCUUAUGGACACAGGGUACUGCUCAUCUUGGAGGCUAAGAAGGCGAAGUAUGAGGUCUACAAGCUGGACCCCCUCAGCCUGCCAGAAUGGUUUAGAACUAAAAAUCCUAGAUUAAAAAUACCGGUGCUAGAAAUACCCACGGAAUAUGGCGAUAAGUACCUGUUUGAAAGCGUGGUGAUAUGCGACUAUUUAGAUGAGAAAUAUACCAGGAACCAACUUCACUCGCGGGAUCCUUAUGUCAAGGCACAGGAUCGGCUGCUUAUUGAGAGAUUCAAUGAGUUAAUCAAAGGCAGUUUGGAAUGUUUCGACACUAACUUCGCGUUUGGUAGCGAGCAAAUAAUCCAAACUUUAGACAUUUUCGAAAAGGAGCUGGCUUUAAGAGAAACGAAUUACUUCUCUGGUAAUCGACCAGGGAUGUUGGACUACAUGAUUUGGCCGUGGGUGGAACGGCUGUACCUCCUCCGAUGUGUCAACCAGAGGAAAUUCGAUGAGAAACGAGGACUGUUCCCUAAUUUCGCCGAUUGGGGAGACCAGAUGCAGCUUGACGAUGUUGUAAAGAAACAUGCAAUUUCACCACAGGAGUAUUUUGAUUAUUACAAAAACGCAAGAACCCAUUCUAUGGGGUAUUAUUUAUAAAUCUUCUAGCAAUAGAAUAUUUAAAAACACCGUGAUUUUGAUAUGGGUAGUAUUUUAAUAUCAAAAAGGCCCAAUAUCAUUUGCCUAGAAUUUUUACAACUAUGUUGGGGUCGGCUUUCAGUCUAACCGGAUGAAGCCUAGUGCCUCUGAGUACCAGUGUUUUACAAGGAGCGACUGCCUAUCUGAUGUCCCCAACCCAGUUUCCCGGGCAAACCGAUACCCAAGAAGCAAGAAGGCCAUCAAGCAUUUAUUUCAAGACGAUUUUGUGUGAUUUGACAUUUCGAUAUGUCAAUGUCAAAUUACUUAGAGUUAUUUGGGCGCCAAAAUAAAAUGGAAAUAAGUCAUUGAUUUUUCACUUUAAAAAUGUAUUAAUUACUUAUGUAUUGUGGGUGCUUUUACAUACAGUUAAGUUUAUAUACAUAGUAGGUAAACUUUAUACAUGGUCCUCAGUUAUAAGUACCGUAUUUACCUAUCCAUAUUAAAGCGCUCCUAGACGGUCAAUAUAAUUGCGCAAUAUUAAGAUAAAAAUGUUAUUAAAUAAAAAUUUUGUUUGCCAAAACAUGGAGAAAAAAAUUACUAGUGGAGAUGUCAUAACAGAAAAUCUCCUAAGAAAUUAGCGCGACAACAUGCGUGUUUCCGGGUGGCGAGGAACGUUACAGUCUUCGCCCUUAUUCACCCUUUUGGAUCCCUACCAAUUUUUUCAUGUCUCAAAAAACCGGAACGCCUAGUUAGUUCACACGUAACUGAUUGUUUAGGUUUUUGACCGAGAAAGAGGCGCCUGAACUGCCUGCCUUACGGCAUCUCCACUCAUCUUUCCUCUAUGGCCAGAAAUCAUUGCGCAAUCUUCAAUGUUUACAGAAAACGUUAAAAAAGUUGCGUAAUAUCGUAAUAUUACGCUAGGGACCGUCUAAUCCCGACUUCUAUUUAUAUAGCCCUAUAUGUAUUUCAUCAUCAUCAUCAUCAUCAUCAGCCUAUCGCAGUCCACUGCUGGACAUAGGCCUCUCCAAGUGCACGCCACUGAGAUCGAUUUUCGGCUACUCGCAUCCAGCUCCUGCCAGCCGUCUUGCGCAAGUCAUCACUCCACCGUGCCUGAGGACGUCCUACACUAUAUGUAUUUGCACAAUUAAAAUAAUUAGGAACUUUAACUUUUCAAAAUAGGCAAAAUUACUUUUUAAAUGCAUCGAAGUCAUAAUAAUUAAGUUGUAUGUUUAUUCGUUUUUUAGGAAAAUAAUCUCUUUUGCGUAAAGAUGCGUUUUUAAUGCUAGCUGUCGACUGGAUCGAUAUCUGAGAGCGACUGCACGUGCUGCUGCCGCUUCGAUCCAAAACGGUUUCAUGUAAAUACGUACAAACCAGUAGUGCAGCUGCGGCCGACUUGAUACAGUCGGCAGCUAGCACUUAAAACGUGCAACAAUUUAGCGCGAGUUUCAAAAUUCGAAAUUAUAUUUUGGCAUUUUAUAUAGCAUUUAAUUAUUUUUUUCUGUUUACAUAGUUUUAAGUAUUACUUUGUAAAAAAAUGUACUUACCUACCUUAGGAUAUGCUAUGUUAUUUUUUUAUUUAUAUAUUUGAUUUGAAGAUCUGUUUUUAGUUUAAAGAGUAUUUUUGUUGAACAUGGGUAUUAACUAUUAAGUUACGUUUUGGAAGCGAACUGCCGACUGCACGUGCAAAUACUGUAUGAAGUCGGUCGAUAUCUGAGGGCGACUGCACGUGCUGCUGCCACUUCGAUACAAAACGGUUUCAUGUUAAUACAUAUAAACCAGCAGCAGCUGCAGCACGCCCCAUGUCAGCAGUGGGCUUCCAAAAAAUACCUUUAGGUAUUUACUAUUUUUAUAGAACGUGAAUUACCUUACUAAUUACCGUCUUCUCAAAAAGAAACAGGUUCUCUUUCGUCGUCGAGAUCUUUUGGUCUUUUUUAUUAUUGUUAUUUAUGUUCUUUGGUUACUCCAAAACGUCGGAACCGAUUUGCAAAAUUCUUUUUUUUAUGUAACAAAUAACUGAUUGGAACAAAAAAACAUAUAAAGCCAUUUGAUUCUUGUAACUGCCAGUUCAUUAAUUUCUCUGUCUUCCUGCAUUGCGUAAAAUCAUAAACUUUUUAUUUAUACGUAGUAGGCACUUUAUAAAAAAAAACAUGAACAAAAGUUACUUCUAUUUGUUUGAUCUUGUUUAAUUUUGUUACCUACUUCUAUCUGUGUCUCCAAACUGACUGAGCGAACUUUACGCAGUUUAUUGUAUUUCUACGUACGACGCUACGUUAUGCGUAAUAUGCAUAGACGCUGACAUUCGGCGGCUGACAGUCAGUUUGGUUUGAACGCAGCCUUACACUCGAUUUGAACGGGUUUUUUUUUCAAUUAAUAGUUCUAAGUAUAUCAUUUUCUUUUUGAAGACACCAUAAUAAAUAAAUAAUAUAAUUUAAGUUACAUUUGUAUUUACGUAUGUAUUACAGACUACAUCAGUCAGCCUACCUCAAUCUGUCAAAUGUUUUCAAUAGAGUUUCAACCUUAUCACAAUAGUGAAAGGUUAAUGUUCGAUUGGUUAAUUUUGACAGAUUCGGGUAGGUUGACCUGCUGGCGUCUGUAUUUACGUAUCUAUAUGUAGGUAGUUUGUAAGUUAAUAAAUAUUUUAUAUAAAC
Molecule: messenger RNA, 3485 nt
Organism: Helicoverpa armigera (cotton bollworm)
Lineage: Eukaryota; Metazoa; Arthropoda; Insecta; Lepidoptera; Noctuidae
Gene: GSTo3
Product: pyrimidodiazepine synthase
Exons: 6
Coding region: 133-858 (241 amino acids)
Biological process (GO): glutathione metabolic process
Cellular component (GO): cytoplasm
Molecular function (GO): glutathione dehydrogenase (ascorbate) activity; glutathione transferase activity
Source: RefSeq, a predicted model, not a curated record